This is a messenger RNA of Hibiscus syriacus, 2063 nucleotides long. Its product is annotated as ATP synthase subunit beta, mitochondrial-like. Gene Ontology annotation, biological process: proton motive force-driven mitochondrial ATP synthesis; proton transmembrane transport. Gene Ontology annotation, molecular function: ATP binding; ATP hydrolysis activity; proton-transporting ATP synthase activity, rotational mechanism. The record is from RefSeq and is a predicted model, not a curated record. The transcript is spliced from 9 exons. Lineage: Eukaryota; Viridiplantae; Streptophyta; Magnoliopsida; Malvales; Malvaceae. Bases 57 to 1736 code for a protein of 559 amino acids.
CAGUCUCAAAAAGUUCACUCAUCAAACCCUAGCCUCUUUCUCGAAGCCCAAAUCAAAUGGCUUCACGGCGACUCCUCGGCUCUCUCCUCCGCUCCACUUCUCGCCGAUCUCUGUCUAGAUCGUCGAACGCUAAUCCUCGUCUAUCUUCUCCGAUUCCUACGCGCCACCCUAUUCGCUGCCCUUACUUUCUCUCACGCGAUGCUAAGUACGCCACAUCUGCAGCCGCAGCCGCUCCUGCUGCUCCAUCGCAGCCUCCUUCCGCUAAGAAAGGCGGAGGAAAAGGUAAGAUCACGGAUGAGUUUACUGGAGCAGGAGCAAUCGGUCAGGUUUGUCAAGUGAUCGGUGCCGUCGUUGAUGUGAGAUUCGAUGAAGGUUUGCCUCCUAUUUUGACGGCUCUUGAGGUGAUGGACCACUCGAUCCGGCUUGUGCUGGAAGUAGCUCAGCAUUUGGGUGAAAACAUGGUUAGGACCAUUGCUAUGGAUGGAACGGAGGGACUUGUUAGAGGGCAGCCUGUCCUCAAUACCGGAUCUCCGAUCACUGUGCCUGUUGGUAGAGCUACACUUGGUCGAAUCAUAAAUGUUAUAGGAGAGCCUAUUGAUGAGAAAGGCGAACUCAAAACCGAUCACUACCUGCCCAUUCACAGAGAGGCACCAGCUUUUGUCGAUCAAGCUACUGAACAACAGAUCCUUGUCACUGGCAUUAAGGUUGUUGACCUCCUUGCCCCAUAUCAAAGAGGAGGAAAAAUUGGACUUUUUGGUGGUGCUGGUGUAGGAAAGACUGUGCUUAUUAUGGAACUUAUCAAUAAUGUUGCUAAAGCUCAUGGUGGUUUCUCGGUGUUUGCUGGUGUUGGAGAGCGCACAAGAGAGGGCAAUGACUUGUAUAGGGAAAUGAUUGAGAGUGGUGUCAUCAAGCUAGGUGACAAGCAGGCUGAAAGCAAGUGUGCUCUUGUCUAUGGUCAAAUGAAUGAGCCACCUGGUGCUCGUGCUCGUGUUGGACUUACUGGUUUGACUGUGGCUGAACACUUCCGUGAUGCUGAAGGGCAGGAUGUGCUUCUCUUCAUUGACAACAUUUUCCGAUUUACUCAAGCAAACUCAGAAGUGUCUGCUUUGCUUGGUCGUAUUCCAUCUGCUGUUGGUUACCAACCGACUUUGGCUACUGAUCUUGGAGGUCUUCAAGAGCGUAUUACCACCACCAAGAAAGGUUCUAUCACUUCUGUGCAAGCCAUUUAUGUGCCAGCUGAUGACUUGACUGAUCCGGCUCCUGCAACAACCUUUGCUCACUUGGAUGCUACCACUGUGUUGUCUCGUCAGAUCUCUGAGCUUGGUAUUUACCCUGCUGUGGAUCCUUUGGAUUCUACAUCUCGUAUGCUCUCUCCACAUAUCUUGGGUGAGGAACACUACAAUACCGCCCGUGGUGUGCAGAAGGUUCUCCAAAACUACAAGAACUUGCAAGAUAUCAUUGCCAUUUUGGGAAUGGAUGAACUCAGUGAAGACGAUAAGUUAACUGUUGCUCGUGCUCGAAAGAUCCAAAGGUUCUUGAGCCAGCCUUUCCAUGUAGCAGAAGUGUUCACUGGUGCUCCUGGCAAGUAUGUGGAGUUGAAAGAGAGCAUCACCAGCUUCCAGGGUGUGCUGGAUGGAAAGUACGAUGAUCUUCCGGAGCAGUCGUUUUACAUGGUUGGAGGAAUAGAGGAAGUCAUUGCCAAGGCGGACAAGAUUGCCAAGGAAUCCGCAGCCUAAGUAAAUCCACAUAUGAUGAUGAUACCUUUGUUCGAUCUCUUGGUUAGCUGCAAAAAUAAUGUAGGUGGUGUUGGCCUUGCCAUUGCCAGCAAUGACAGGACUGCUCAUUUUUUGCCAUCAAAUGUACCAGAGUGUUCUUUUGAUUUAUGCUCCAACGAUUUUUCCUCGAGUAUGGAGGAAAGAGAACCCCAGAACCCCUCUUUUUUUUCUAUAUAUAUAUUUAAUAAGGGGAAAACAGCGGAUGUGUACAUUUUUUCACCUAUCGGUUCUUUGAGAAACGCUGUAUGACCAUGUUAUCAUUUGACUUCCAUUUGUGCGAUAAAGAUG